Messenger RNA from Aspergillus melleus, 2821 nucleotides. RefSeq names its product PAN-complex poly(A)-binding subunit PAN3 (gene PAN3). Gene Ontology annotation, molecular function: poly(A) binding; protein kinase activity; ATP binding. Lineage: Eukaryota; Fungi; Ascomycota; Eurotiomycetes; Eurotiales; Aspergillaceae. Gene Ontology annotation, cellular component: PAN complex; P-body. The record is from RefSeq and is a predicted model, not a curated record. The coding region runs from base 410 to 2392 and encodes 660 amino acids. The transcript is spliced from 9 exons. Gene Ontology annotation, biological process: mRNA processing; protein phosphorylation; nuclear-transcribed mRNA poly(A) tail shortening.
AGUUCCCCCGCGGGCCUUUUGACCUGAUGCCUCCCUCGCUCCAUCCGUGGCAUGAAGGUGUCUUUGAGACCUUCGUCUCCGGAUACUGGAUUACCGGCUUCUUUCUUCUUCCAUUCAUAUGUCUAUGACAGGCGCUUGUCUUGACUCAUCGACCGGCAGACAACUGCUAUAUCAUCGCCAGCGCCCCUCCCCCUACGAUCCUACACCAAUUCACCCUAGCGGCAGCGAUUAUUCUUCCGCAGCUUUGCGUGGACCUCUCUUGUUCCUCGUGGAUUAGUGUACGAUCUACCUAAAUAGAGGAAUGUGGUUUUCUCUCGUCACAUUCGGUCACCCGGUCUCUUUUUGCAUUCCUUCAAUGGAUAUCCCUCUGCCUUGAUCCGCGCGAUUCUCCGGACAGACGAUCAUCCCCAUGGCUUCAACUGGGAAACCCCCGCUGGACGAUUCCCGUCGUGGGACGGGAUCACCCAAAAUCAAGUCGCGAGAAAAUGCGAAAGAUACCCUAUGUCGUAAUGUGACCAUCUAUGGCCGGUGUCGAUAUGAGGAUAAAGGAUGCGCUUUCAACCACGAUCCACAAAGGUUCAAUCCAGCAUAUCAAUCGGACAGCAACAAAAAGCGACUCAAUGUCGACUCCCCGAGCUUCACACCUUCCCUCUUAUCUUCCAAUGGAUCAUCCCCAACGAUGUCUUCGGCAACCGCGAAGAAGACCGCCACGAUAUCUCCCAAGGCUGCAAAUGCCGCUCCUUUUCAACCUCGAAGCUCCAACGCGAGCACACCCUCUGGUCGACAAGAAACGUUGACUCCGGACUGGUCGGUAGCCGAAGCACAGGAGUUUAUUCCUCAGACCUUCGAUACAUCCCACAUGGCCUCUUUACAAGGAAAUAGCAAUGGCGGAGUCCCCGCGUCAAGUCCUUUUGAUCCUUUCGUGACAGCCCCAAAUCCACUCUCCGCUGCCGGUGCGGUCGGUUCUGUGCAGGCAGGCGCAUUCCCGCAUGAGACUGCAGCUGCCGCCGCCGCUCUAGGCGGAGCCGCAUUUUUCGCCGGACAAUCUGGCUUCCAGCAGCCGGUUCAAUAUCAUCUGUACGCGCCUAUCGGACCUCAUAGUCAAAAUACGUUAGGCUACCAGCGAAACGUCCAUGAUCUCUUUCUUCCAAAUGACUUCCGUGAAGAACUUCAAAAGAAGUCGGCUGCGGCACUGCAAACCCUGCCCAAUACGCAACUGCCCGCGCAGGUUGAUUACUUCCACUCCCUAGUCCCUCUAGAUUUGAACCAUCAGAAAAAUGCGGCAAUCUUUGGGUUUCCCAGUUGGGUUUACAAGGCGCAAUCGAGUAAAGAUGGGAAUUUUUACGCUCUUCGACGUCUGGAAGGCUUUCGCUUGACGAACGAGAAGGCCAUCCGCUCCGUUCAGGCCUGGAAGCGAGUAUGCAAUGGCAGUGUGGUGACCGUUCACGACGCCUUUACCAGCAGAAGCUUCCAGGACAGCUCGUUGAUAUUUGUCACCGACUACCAUCCCCUCUCGAAGACACUCGCGGAGCAACAUCUGGGUGCAGGAAACAGGUUUCCGGGCCGGCACAAUACACCUAUCCCGGAACAGGUACUCUGGGGCUACAUGACACAGAUUGCGAAUGGUCUUAAGGCCAUCCACAGUAACGGUCUUGCCGCGAGAGUCAUUGAGCCUAGCAAGAUUCUCUUAACUGGCAGAAACCGCAUUCGCCUUAAUGCCUGUGCGAUCCUCGACGUGGUCCAGUAUGACAACCAGCGAACCAUCGCCGAUCUCCAACGUCAGGAUCUCGUUGGCUUCGGGCAGCUCAUCGUCACCCUGGGUGCCAAUUCGCAGACAGUGAUGCAUAAUCCCACCAAAGCUAUGGAGCACUUCACUCGCGCCUACAGCCCCCAACUAAAGAAUUCGGUGUUUUGGCUAUUGAACGGGCUGCAAAAGGACCAGGACCGUAACAUCGACAUUCUUAUUACCGGCAUCUCCUCACAGCUGAUGUCGACUUUUGACUCGGCUCUCCAUCUGGAUGAUCAGCUGACAUCCGAUCUGAGUCGGGAACUCGAAAACGGCCGCCUCGUGCGACUGAUGACCAAGUUGAAUCUCGUGAAUGAGCGACCAGAAUAUGAACAUGAUAGGCAAUGGUCAGAGAACGGCGAACGAUACUUCCUGAAAAUCUUCCGGGAUUAUGUCUUCCAUCAAGUGGACGCCCAGGGCGAUCCCGUCGUUGAUAUUGGCCACGUACUUACAUGCUUGAACAAACUAGAUGCAGGAAGCGACGAGAAGGUCACAUUAGUGAGUCGAGACGAGCAGAGCUGUUUUGUGGUCAGCUAUAAGGAGGUUAAGAAGGCUUUGGAAUCAUCGUUCCAGGCACUUCUCAAACCUGCUCGGAGGCUUCACUAGAAAUGAGAUGUUGUUCAGACAUAGGGCCUCGUCCUGUUCGACAGCAUUCCUCUGACUUUGCUCUGUUGACAUCUUCGUUUUAUAUACAGAAAGGGGAUGGGACAAGAUCAUACUGAUCGUACUAGUCUGUUGCCCGAUCUUUCUACGACCGGAUAAUAACCUUUUUCAAAUGUUUGCACAUCUAGAAAGAUGGAUAUGAUGGUGCUUUUGGGGACUUUGGUCCGGGGGCAGUCUGAAUAUGGUAUGGGUAUGCGUAUCGAUAUGGAAUUUCCUGGUUUAUACAAUCUUGUCGGAGGGAGGAUGUAUGUCCUACUUUACCUAUAUCCUUCUGUUUAUUUCUUUUUGUCGCUUUGCUUUGUUUCCGACCAGACUCUGGGGAUAUGAUGUGAUAUGCAAUAUACAAUGAAGAUACAAAUCAUGCAUUUUAUA